Ricinus communis (castor bean) is the source of this 1822-nucleotide messenger RNA. RefSeq names its product cleavage stimulation factor subunit 50. Gene Ontology annotation, biological process: mRNA 3'-end processing. Bases 544 to 1572 code for a protein of 342 amino acids. The record is from RefSeq and is a predicted model, not a curated record. The transcript has 13 exons. Lineage: Eukaryota; Viridiplantae; Streptophyta; Magnoliopsida; Malpighiales; Euphorbiaceae. Gene Ontology annotation, cellular component: mRNA cleavage stimulating factor complex. Gene Ontology annotation, molecular function: RNA binding; protein binding.
ACGCUGAAAAGGAGCAACCCACAUGAGUUCAAUUUGUUUCUCCUCAAUUCAGGGUGUCAUCAUAGUAGUUGACAUAGUUUGAUAGAGUUGAUGGGCCUUAAUUUGGCAUAAUUUGCGCGAAAUCUAAUUAAAGUUGCUUCCUUUUUCUCACAUAUGAUCUGGGUUCAGUGCAAUUUAGUAGCUAAAACCAAGAUUAGGGUCUAAAGUUGUCUUCUUUUGCAUGGUUUUUCAUUUUCUUAGCAAUGAAACUCUAAUGAGUAAUUCUAUAAAAAUCUGUGUUCUUGUAGGCUGCAAGUGCAGUUGCAUCAGCCACAAUGACACCUUUAAAUGUGGAGGCCCCUCCUAAUAAGCUUCUCGAGUUAGUUGCUAAGCAGAAAAAGAUGAGAUGUUAAGAGGGGUUACUUCCACUGCAAUGUAUGAUUUGGGCACAUUGCUACCUGCAGCUUAUGGCUCAAUCCCAGCUCCCCGUGCUGCAUCUGUUGAUUUCAGCAAUUGAUCAUAUACCCUUAAAGAUGAUUGUAUAGCAUCACGCUUAAAGAAGUCAUGACAUAUCUCUUCUGUGAAAUCAGUGCUGCACAGGACACAAAGGGCUCAUCAAAAAAUUUUUCAAAGCAUGAAACACGGCAUCUUUCUGAGCACAAGAAUAUUGCCAGAUGUGCAAGAUUUAGUCCUGAUGGAAGAUUUGUAGCCACUGGAAGUGCAGACACAUCAAUUAAGCUCUUUGAGAUCUCAAAGAUCAAGCAGAUGAUGUUAUCAGAUGCAAGGGAUGGUCCUGUUCGACCAGUCAUACGGACGUUUUAUGACCAUAUACAACCAAUAAAUGAUCUGGACUUCCAUCCUCAAAAUACUGUUCUUAUAUCUGGAGCCAAAGAUCACACAAUAAAAUUCUUCGACUUUUCUAAAGCUACUGCAAAGAAAGCAUUCAGAGUUAUCCAGGAUACUCACAAUGUCCGUUCUGUGUCUUUUCAUCCUUCUGGGGAUUUCCUUCUUGCAGGAACCGAUCAUCAAAUUGCACACUUGUAUGAUGUUAAUACGUUUCAGUGCUAUCUGUCUGCUAAUGUCCCAGAAAUUGGAAUGAAUGGAGCCAUUAAUCAGGUGAGGUAUUCAUCUACUGGUGGCAUGUAUGUGACUGCAUCUAAAGAUGGUGCUAUUCGGUUGUGGGAUGGGGUAACUGCUAAUUGUAUUCGAUCUAUAGUUGGUGCACAUGGAACAGCAGAGUCCACCAGCGCAACGUUUACAAAGGAUCAACGGUUUGUUCUCUCUUGCGGGAAGGACUCUUCUAUUAAACUUUGGGAGGUUGGCAGUGGAAGAUUGGUCAAACAAUAUGUUGGAGCUACACAUACACAACUGAGGUGCCAGGCUGUUUUCAAUGAGACUGAAGAAUUUGUAAUAUCCAUAGAUGAACCAAGCAAUGAGAUUAUCAUCUGGGAUGCUCUAACAGCAGAGAAAGUGGCAAGAUGGCCGUCCAACCAUAACGGAGCACCCCGAUGGAUUGAGCACUCGCCGGUAGAGGCAGCCUUCAUUUCCUGUGGGACUGACAGGUCAGUCCGGUUCUGGAAGGACACUCGCUAAGUAGAUGGAAAGAGAUCAUUGCUUUCCAUAAAAUCCUCUUUAAAAUUAAGGCUUAGUUGUCCAGAUACGUUGAGCCAACUACUCUUUGAUUUAGAGCAUGUACCAAGGGAUCCAAGGCUAGUUUACAACGGCUUGUCGUUUCUCAUAAAAUGGGAUUAGAAUUUAAUAAUCCUACAAGGGGUACAUAAUUGCAGAGUAUAAUCAAAGAUAAAAUCAUUACUAUCUAUCUACAAAAUUGAUUUUGAUGCCA